Rotaria sordida is the source of this 3633-nucleotide messenger RNA. The record is from the annotation of a GenBank genome assembly. NCBI's taxonomy places the organism in Eukaryota, Metazoa, Rotifera, Eurotatoria, Philodinida, Philodinidae.
AUGGAAGAAAAUAGUGCGAAACCAUUAUUUACUGGAACAUUUAAAUAUUUUAAUCUUCUUCGAGAAAUCGAUAAUAUCUUAAUUUGUAUGAAUUUUACAGGACAAGUUUGUGAAAUAGAUGAGAUUGAUAGAAUGUCAUCUAUUGUGACUAAAGAUUUGAAAACGAUAAUGGCCAAAAUGAAUUCUCAAAGUCGUGCAACAUUACUCAUAACAAUAUUAAACACAAUUAUUCGCAUUGCUGCACUUGAUAACAAAGGCUUCACAUCACGAGAUAGUUUUCAAUCAAUGAUUAAUCAAAUAUUCGACUCCCUCGAUGACAAUAAUGAAAAUCAAAAGGAGAAUUAUCAAGAGUAUGCUACUGAUAUGUUAGAUUUGAUUCUUAUGAAUCUGUAUAAAGAUAAGCUAGUCGACAAGUGCUUCAACCGGCUUCUGCCAAAGAAGGCGACAUCAACUACAGAUUCUAGCACAAUCAACGAAUCAUCCACAAAAGAUGAAAACGAAAUUCAUAAUGUGUGUGCACGACUGAAUUUGAUCAUCGGCACAUAUCAUCGAUAUCAGACAUUCACCUCAAUCAAUCUAGCACAUAGUAAAAUCAAUGACCUAGCAGCACGUCGUCUUGGGAAUGCACUCACAAACAACACAACACUCAUCAUACUCGACCUUGCAUACAAUCAAAUCGGAGCCCUAGGAGCUCACGAUAUUGCCAGUGUUCUAACAAUGAACACGACACUCACCACACUGGAUCUUCGUGCGAAUCGAAUCGGACACAAAGGAGCACAACAUCUUGCAAAUGCACUCAAAAACAACACGACACUCAAUACACUUGACCUUUUUGAUAAUCAAAUCGGAGACAAAGGGGUACAACAUCUUGCAAAUGCACUCAUAAACAACACGGCACUUAUCAUACUCCACCUUGGAUCUAAUCGAAUUGAAGCCACAGGAGCACAGCAUCUUGCCAAUGCUCUAAUAACGAAUACGAUACUCAUCACUCUUGACCUAUAUUUGAAUGAAAUCGGAGACGAAGGAGCACAACAUCUUGCAAAUGCACUCACAAACAAUACGACACUCGCCACACUUCGCCUUUAUCAUAAUCAAGUCGGAGACAAUGGAGCACAGCAUCUUGCAAAUGCGCUCGUAAACAACACGACACUCACCAAACUCGAACUUGGAUCUAAUCGAAUCGAAGCCCUAGGAGCACAGUAUCUUGCCAAUGCUCUAACAACGAACACAGCACUCAUCAUACUUGAUCUUAAAUCUAAUCGAAUCGGAGACAAAGGGAUACAACAUCUUGCAAAUGCACUCACAAACAAUACGACACUUAUCACAAUUAACCUAGGAUCUAAUGGAAUCGAAGACAAUGGAGCACAAUAUGUUGGAAAUGCUCUAACAAGUAACAAGACUGUCACCAAACUUAACCUGGAUCGUAAUCGAAUCGGAGUCCCAGGAGCAGACUAUCUUGCCAAAGCUCUCACAAAAAACAUCACACUCACUACAUUUGACUUAUCUUUGAAUCGAAUCGGCGAUGAAGGGGUACGAUCUAUUGCAGACGCUUUAAAAAGCAACACGACACUCAUCACACUCAAUCUAAUGAGCAAUGGUCCUCUACAAAUAUUAAGAUCAGUUACAACAACACGUAAAGUUCCUGAUAAUCAUGAUUUUCUUAUUAAACAUUUUUUUGGUGAUGUUUCUUAUUCAACAACUCAAUUUAUUGAAAAAAAUAUUGAUAUUUUACCUUAUUCUCUUAUUACCCUUAUACAAAAAUGUAAAAAUGAUUUUCUCGAAAAUCUCUUUCACGAAAUACUUGAACGUGAACAAAAUGCAGAUCGGUUUAAAUGUGUUUCGGAUGUUCAUUUCAUCCAAUGUAUCACAUCUAAUAUGGAAAUGAGUCCAAAUGUGUUUGAUAAUGAACACAUUCUCAGUCAAUUACAUCAUAGUGGUAUAAUGCCCUGUUUAAUUUUUUUAUAUUUACGACAGCGUUUAUUAACAAUACAAAGUUAUAUUAGAAUGUAUUUAAAGCAUAAACAAUAUGCUCCACAAAUUCGGAGUUUAUCUUUUCUCAACGUUGUUUAUGAACAAAUGAUUGAAAUUAAAACAUUAAUCGAGAAUUUAAACACUUCAAUGCCAAUCACAGGAAUGGAUAGUGCUUGGGAUAAAUGUAUUUCAGAUAUUGAUGAAGAAUUUGAUCGAACAACAAAAGUGUUUGGUGCACUAAACGCAACAUCAAACAAGCCAUUACCUGGUAAUAUUUAUUAUUUCACACGAGGUGUGGAAAUUUUGUUUGGCAUUACACCAAAAUCAUUGUUAAAAUCGUCUUCGUUCAAGUCCUUAAGAAGCACCAGUUCAUCAACAGCAUCAUUAUCAUCAUCACAACAAAAAUCACCUACUCCACGUCCAUGUUUAGUUUGGGACGUCAAAGAAGAUGAAAUUCAAAUCCUUGCGAUGGCAACUUUCAAUGGAAACGAUCCAAAGGAUGAAGAUAAAGUAUUUCCAGAAUUAGAACGGGAUUUUUUAUUAAAACGAUUGUUAGCAGUUUCGUCUACAUUAACUUUACCUGAUAAAGCAUCAAUCGACUUUCAAAAAGUAUUUUGUAAAUCAACUUCUAUUCGUAAUUGUUAUUUAAUUCUUGUACCUACAUUAAAGUCACUAAAAGAUGAUUGGUAUAACUCAAUGCAUAAGAAAGAAUCGCUUGGUUCUUUUGGUAUAAAUGAAAUGUUAUACAUCAACCAGCUGUUGAAAGAUAUAUCGAUACAAGCAGUUACACAAGCAGUUGCACAAGCUAGUUUACGAGAAGCGGAACGUAUUCGACAAUUUUAUUCUGAAGGCCCCAAGGAAGAUGGUGAUGACAAGAAUCAUCACAAAUCUUCGUCCAAUUCAUUAGAUUUACAAUAUCAUCGAGGAGAUCCUUUUAUCGAUGAUAUCAAUUUCGAUAAAGAUAGUUGUGUACAACAAUGGCUGGAUGACAUUUCUAUUCAUAAUAAUGAUGAUGAUAAUAAUGAAUCAUUGGAUCCACUUGUUGAUAUUCAUGAUAUUAGUUUAUCAAUAGUAAAUGAUAUAACUCAAGAAGAAACACUUCAUUUAAAUUCGAAUAAAUCGAUACUUAGUUGGGCAGAAACAGAAGAAGCUCGUUUUCGACCAUCGAUUGCCCAACAAGCUAUGGGAGUUAUUAUUUUAAAUAGAUUGAAAGAAGAACAAUAUGCAAAAUCUGACCCCUACAUUGGACAUAUUAAUUGUUCUGAUAGCCCUUCAUUGUUAAUGGCAACAUCAAAACAUGUAUUAUUUGUAAAUGAAAUUUUAUUUUUUGAUUUAUAUAAAGUUGAUUGGGAAAUUGAAUAUGAAGAAUUAAAAGAAGAACCAGUUAUAAUAUCAAGUUUUGGUCAAAUACAAAUUCUUACAAAAGAGUCAAAGAAUGCUGGAUCACUUGAAUCAUCUAGGUCUUAUGUGAAAAUGUUUAGAUAUCGAAAUAAAUCUGAAGCUCAAAUAGCAAAACUCAACCAACAAAUCAGGCAAUUAUCAGCAAGAAUUAAUUCAACCAGCAAGCCAGCACCUUUCCAUAAUACAAGAAAUCGACAUACUCUGAUAGAUACGAAGAAUAAUAAAAUAAAAGAAACAAAUUGUAUCAUAUCAUCACAUUAA